Messenger RNA from Aspergillus tubingensis, 831 nucleotides. RefSeq lists its product as uncharacterized. NCBI's taxonomy places the organism in Eukaryota, Fungi, Ascomycota, Eurotiomycetes, Eurotiales, Aspergillaceae. The record is from RefSeq and is a predicted model, not a curated record. Gene Ontology annotation, molecular function: phosphatase activity. Bases 1 to 831 code for a protein of 276 amino acids. The transcript has 4 exons. Gene Ontology annotation, cellular component: cytoplasm.
AUGCCUCCCAUUAUCCACUGCGUCCGUCACGCCCAGGGCGAGCACAACCUCUGUGUCGCCAACCACGUCAUCCCCGACCCCCUUCUCACCGAUCUCGGCAACGAACAAUGUCGUAAACUCCGCGAUAGCUUUCCUCGCCACACUCAGGUCGACCUUGUCACAGCCUCCCCGCUCCGUCGCACUAUCUACACGGCCCUGCAGAGUUUCGAGCCCGUGUUCCAGUCACACCCAGAUAUGAAGAUGAUCGCUCUUCCUGAUGCCCAGGAGACGAGUGAUGUGGCUUGCGACACGGGUAGCGACCCGGAGGUACUACGCAAGGAGAUGGAGGAGAAGAAAGUCCCGAUUGAUUUGGGGUUGGUGCAUGAUGGUUGGAACAACAAGCAAGGCAAAUAUGCACCUACUCACAAGGCCAUCAAGGAGCGGGCGCGGGCAGCCCGCCGCUGGCUGAAGGCGAGACCGGAGAAGGAGAUUGUGAUUGUCACCCACGGAGGUUUCCUGCAUUACUUCACCGAGGAUUGGGAGGAUAGCAGCCAGUACCAGGGAACCGGAUGGGUCAACACCGAGUACCGGACGUACGAAUUUACAAAGGAAGUUCACACAGAUGACCUCGAGGGAUAUGAGCUGGACGGAGACAAUGCAUCUCUGGUGGAGACGAUUGAAUCGCGUGAGCGACGCGGGAAGUCUGGGCCCAUGCCAGACCGCGAGCAGCAGAAGAUGCUGUACAGGAAAGGUACUCAGGGAUGGGAUGACCAAGGCUUGCAGCUGAGUAUUGCAGAGCGGGAGGCGGCCAAGGUGCCGGAAGGUACAGAGGUGGAUGGUGUUCGAGUAUAG